AUGAGAGCAUCCUUUACGAGUAAUAUUGAAAAGGCUCGGUUAUCAAAGAUUGGCACGGUUACGUUGAUCAAGGGUGAUGACUGUAGUAGUAUAAUAACUGCAUCUAAUGUUUUGUACGACGAACCAAUCGUGUAUGGUACGACAUGGAUUGCCUGGUUGCAUGUUGUCAAUAUUAUGUUGGUAAAUGGCGCAAGUUCACUCAUGUGGGCAAGCGCGUCAAGUGCGCCUGUAGCUGUGUCAGAAUGGAUGCAGGUCAAUUACACUGCAUUGAAUUGGCUAUCUAAUCUAUCUGCUGUAAUCAAUACUCUAUGUUCUUUGAUUACAGGAUGGUCAUAUCAAAGAUUCGGUAUCAAGGCAAAUGUUCUAUUUGCGGCUGGAAUGAACUUUAUAGGCUGUUGGAUUCGAUGCAUAGCGAUCAUUGUCCCUGAACAUCACAGGUAUACGGUCAUGAUGGCGGGCCAAUUUUUUGCUAGUCUUGGUGGAGCAUUUGUAUACAAUAUAUCUGCCAAGUUGGCAUCUGUAUGGUUUGCACCGCAACACCGAGGUGUAGCCAAUACAUUGUCUACGCUUUCCGUUGGUAUGGCGCUUGCGCCCGUAUUAAUUCCAUUAUUGUGUCCUACACCCGAACAAGUACCCUGGAUGCUAAUUGUAGUAUCCAUCAUCUCUACCGCCUGUACCAUUCCGUCCGUAUUUUUACCGAGCUCACCCAGAAUUCCGUCUUCACCUUCUGCCAACCAAGAGCGAAUGGAUUUUAAACAGGCGGUGAAAUGCCUUGCUAGAAAUCCUGGCUUUAUAUGGGUAACCAUUUUGUGUGCGGUCAAUAGCGGUAUGGUAUUCUCGGUUGCAACGUUAAUUAUUGAAGCUAUCUCGCCCAUUGGAUAUACCGACUUGCAAUCUGGGAUUUGUGCUUCCGCCAGUGUGAUUGCAGGGUUCGCGGGUGGAAUGCUUUCGGGUUAUUGGGCCGGAAAAACUGCACAACAUAUCAUGCUGAUCAAAAUCUUUACGCCCAUGAUGGUAUUCACCUAUCUCAUGCUGAUUUUUGAGAUGAUUCCCAAUGCUUUUAGUGUUAUUUUAAUCGCUUGCAUCUUGAACGGGUUUUUUGCUUAUGCCUUAUUACCCAUCCACUUGGAAUUAGCUUGCGAAUUAUCAUAUCCUGUGCCGGAAUCCGUUUCAUCCUCCUUGCUAUGGGUGAUUUCUACUGCAGCCACGCUUAUAUUUUCUGUUGUGAUAGAUGCUUUAAGAGCAGGUCCUGAAGCAAAUCCACCCAAAAAUAUGAAACUCGCCAUGAUUGUUGCAUGUAUAAUUGUGGCGGUGGGGUCCAUUCCAACCAUCUGGCUAAAAGGCGAUCUAAAACGAACGGCUUUUGAUAAACAAGUUACCGAUGAAAAAAUCGAGUUAUAA
Molecule: messenger RNA, 1401 nt
Organism: Mucor mucedo
Lineage: Eukaryota; Fungi; Mucoromycota; Mucoromycetes; Mucorales; Mucoraceae
Product: major facilitator superfamily domain-containing protein
Exons: 7
Coding region: 1-1401 (466 amino acids)
Biological process (GO): transmembrane transport
Cellular component (GO): membrane
Molecular function (GO): transmembrane transporter activity
Source: RefSeq, a predicted model, not a curated record